Trichobilharzia regenti is the source of this 4519-nucleotide messenger RNA. Lineage: Eukaryota; Metazoa; Platyhelminthes; Trematoda; Strigeidida; Schistosomatidae. The record is from the annotation of a GenBank genome assembly.
AUGGCGGACAGUCACUACAUACAAAAUUUAUCAAGUAAAAAUUUAAAACAAAAGGAAUAUGAAACAACUCGAUCACCAGAUUGCAUCGAAAUCAACUUAUCAAGUUUACAUGAGAAUAAAAACUCGACAAUAACGAAAAAUGAUGUAUUUAUGAAUAAUUUAAUUUAUUUAUUAAAUUCAAGUGGAAUGAUUCGACGAACACAAUCUUCAUCAGCUGACAGUUUAUUUUGUAAGACGAAUGCGGAUAAAAUGUCAAUUCAACCAGAGUUCAUUUUAUCUGAAACAAAUCAAGAAAAUAUAGAAGUUAUGCAAAACUUCAUGAACCACGACCAUAAUGAUCAAAUUGUAAAUCUACAAAAAAGUUACUCUGCUGCAGAUAUUAUGAAUAGAUUGAAUAAAAUGAUUACUGAAACUCAUCACAAGUCGAGAAGUGAUGAUGAAUUAACGGCCUUACUUAUGCCUCUAUUGAAAAUUCAACCGAAUCAGACGAUAAAUGAGACAGUUUUACCGCAGUAUGGGGAUAUAAAUUGUGGAUUUGAUUGUCGUCCUUAUCAAGGACCGAAAACUCCACCCUCACCGAGAAUAAAGAAAACUAAAUCAGCGUUACUACACGAAAUGAAUUACUCAUCAAGUAGUAAUGUGACUGAGAAAAUCAGACAAUUUAAUGACCAGUCACAAAUAUGCUUUGAUUCUAAUUGCAAUACUUCUUGCCAUACAUUACCAAUUGAUCAAAAUAAGCUAUCAGUUAUAUCAACCAUUCCAAAGUUUUGUGAGCUUCAUACGAAUUCUGCCAAGUGCACCUACAGAAAACAUUUGUCAGACAUAUCUUCCGAUAUAAACCUACAUUCUAUUCAAAGUGACUUAAAACCUACAAAUAAGAAGUAUAUUUCUGGGUCUUCCAAUGAUAUACAACUAUCAGCCGACCGAUUUCAUAAAUCUAAACGUUAUUCUGAGGAACAUUCUUACUCAUCCUUGGCACAUUCAUCAAAAUUUCCUGAAUAUGUUUCAUUUACUUCGGACGAUGAUAAUCCAAGAUCUAAUAAAUGUAUCACUAAUCGCUCGAAUGAAAACUAUGACCAACCACUGACUGACGACGAAAAAGAGUGUUUUCAUUUAUCACAUAAAAAGAAACUGCACCGGUCUAAGAGGGAAAAAUUUAAGAAGGAAAUAGAGCGUCGGUCAUUACACUUAUGUGAUAAGUCAGUUGUUAAAACUAGUUCAAGCAAACAUUUGUAUAGGUCAGAAGAUUUUCGUAAGCAUACUUCUGAGUAUUCUAACGAUAAAUAUUUACCUCUAGACAAGACCAUCAGGAGAGUGGACUACACAUACCGACCUAUAUCUUCUAGACAGACAUAUUUAAUCUCCCACCCUGAAAGGAUAUCUCGGAAGAGUCUAGACUCACAUAGUCAUUCGUUUGUCAGACGUCAUAAACGUCCCUAUAUGGCUGAUAAUAAAGCUUUUUGCAGACAAUCUGAUUACAACAGUGCUAAUGAAACUGAAUGGAAAUCGGGUUUUCGAUCAUCCCUUCGCCAUGCAGCUUCUAGCUCCCGUUUCUUUUCUAAGAAGCCAUAUCCCCACACUGCCCAAACUAUCUCAAUACCAUCAUCAUCAUCAAGUAGGUUUGUGAUGUCAGGCAGAGACCAUCUUAACGAACAAUACGACAAAUCACCUAAAAAACUCUAUAGAAAAACUCUGGUGCACAAACAUCGACGAAGAACUAUUUACAGAGGACCACCUUCUCCAUAUGCGGUGGCAUGUAGUUACAGCAAUUCCUUGCCUCAUGAUUCACCUUUUUCACCAUCAGAAACUAUACGUGAAGCAGAUACUCCAGACAGUAUCUCUUCAGUCUCUAACAGUUGCUCACAUAACUAUGCUAAAAAUAAAAGUCACAAAGAUUAUCGUCUGAAGUCAAGUGAGUUCAACUCGUCUAUUUCUUCAUCAUCAUCAUCAACAACAGUUUCACCCCCAAUGGAUCAUAAUUUGUCUAUGAAAGCAAGAUUAUGUUCUGUAGUUUCUAGUAUCCCAGUAGUACCUGAUGUAAUACAAAAUGUCAUCUGCAAUAAUAAUCAUAAUAAUAAUAACUACAUUGAUGUUUAUUGUUCAAAGGCUUCUAAAACUAUUGCUUCAUCGAAUAACAUAUUCCAUCAGGCUUCAAAAGAAUCCAAUCUUUUGGUUAAUGAAGAUAAUCUAACGUAUCAGUUACCUAAAAUAACUGGUCACAAGAAGUCAUCAACAGUAACAUCAAGUUGUUCCAGUAACGUAAUGAAUGAUUUACAUACUCAACAAAAUAUUCAAGAAUCAAACGGAACUAUACAGCCAAGAAGAUCAGGAAGUAAAACCAACCAGAGUAGCAUACAAGCUAAUUUCACAAGCAGGAGUAUAAGCAGAGGUAGUAGCAGUACAAGUAGCAGCAGAAGCAGCAGCAGUAGUAGUGGAAGUAGUAGCAGGAGCAGUGGCAGCAGUGGAAGUAGUAGCAGUACCUCUGGGAAUAGCGAUUACAGUAGUAGUAGUAGUAGUGUUAGCCAUAGUAAAACCAAUGUCAGUACAGAUCCUAUUUCUAAUUUGUCGAAUUAUGAGGCUUCUUUUUCAAAAGACAAAGAAGACCACCCCAAUCAUAAUUCUCAAUAUCAGUCCCAACAACAACUGUUUCUUAAUAUCUCUGAUCCUUCUUAUUUUCAUACUGAUGAAAGUCUUGUCGAAAAUCAAGAAAGUAACAAGUACAGCAUGCAAACAGUGUCUGAAACACUCACAAACUGUAACACUUCUGAAUAUGAAAUACUGACAAAUUUAUCAGCCUUGAAUGUUCCUGUUUCUAAAGUUGAAAACUUUAUACUUCCAGUAUCAUCAGAUAUACAAGAAAAGUUAUCAGAAACAAAUUGUAAACAUGGAACAGAGAAUUCAAGUAAUGAUAUCAACUUACAGAUAAAUGAGAAAUUGAAAUGUAAUAAUCAGUUACAAAGUUCAAACAAUUUAAAUGAGGAGAUUCAUUCGAAAGGUGAAAUAUCUAAAGAAAAUCCAUUAGAUAAUGACAAUUAUGCAUCUCUAAGUGAUUUUGAAAACUUUUCGAAAGAGUAUAAAAGGCAUUCAGAUCACCUAGAUAAUUAUAAGAAGAAGAAAAGUAAUAGAAGAAAAUUAGAUGCAUACUCAAGUCCUAGUUCGCCUUUAGUUGAUGAAGAACAACAAACUAAGAAACGUAAAAGACUCGAUAAGAUCAAGUCUGUUGUAGUUGUACACAACGAUAUAAGUAAAAGGACAAAUGUUGAGUUGAACUACAAGUUAAGUAUGCGCAUUAACAAAGAUUAUGGUAACACAGAAGAGGAAGUAGUUAAUGCGAAAAAUGAUGCGAAAACUGUACUUUUAGAAACUGAUGAUCUAGUAAGAAAAGAUUCGAGUUAUAAUGAAAACCACAAUGAUGACAGCGAUGGCCACAACGGGAAUAAAGAUGAAGGAAUUAAGAGAUUAGAGAAUUUAAUGAUUGAAGAAUCGGUAAGGCAGGAUGAUGUUGAGGAAGAAGGUGAAAUUGUUUCAGAUGGUACAAGUGAAGUUGAAGAAAGUGGAAAGAAAUGUCGAAGAAGAGACUCAUCUGAAUACACUCGCCUUCAAGGAACUGGUAAUUCCAGUUCUCACGUUUAUUCAAGAAAAAAAUAUGAUUCCUCCUCUAAUAGAAUCUGGUCAGACACUGAUAAUGAUCGAAUUACAUCACCUAGGCACAAAAGUAAAAUCCUGUCGCACAGUGGAAAUCUGAAGAGCAGAAUGAACUUGUCAACUAGACACCAUUGCUAUGAUGAAGAUAAUAGGAAGAAAAAUAUCAUUACAACAAGCUAUACUAACCAUCUAAAAUAUCAGUCACAUAACUUGAAACCGUCACAUUUUAUUCAUCAAAACAAGAUAGACCAUAGAGUAAAGUUUCGUGAAUACAAUCCUCGAAGCUACUAUUUUAAUAAGUAUCAAACUUAUCCCGGAAGAUAUUUCUCAUCAUCUUUAAGAAAACAAAUCUUUUUCAAUAAGUUAUAUUCUGAGGUCAGUAAACCAUCAGGAAGAAUUAAUAAGCUAUAUAAACCGCAUAUAGUUAAUUCAGAAAUACCUGUUGAAUGUAUACCAAGUUGUAAAGAUUUUAAGAUGAAAAAAUUGAGAAGACUGGAAAAAAGUAGUCGAUCAAUUUCUCUCAAAUAUGAAAAACAGAGCAGUUCAAAGUCUGAUCACCCAAUGAAUUCAGUGUCAUCAACAUCUACCUCAAAGACAACAUCAUUACAGUCGUCUCACUACCAUCCAUCUCAUAAGCAUUAUUUGAAGCAUAGUUCUCAUAAAUAUAAAUAUGAUCAUGAAAAUCGUAAAACUGUUGACAGUUAGUCAAAAGGAUAUUUGUUAACAAACCAUGUUUAAAAUAUCGUCAUUUUUUAAUAAGACAAUUUGGUAUGAAAUAUUGAUGUAAUGACUUUAUACCAUUCAGGGUAAUUGACGAUUUUGUUGAUGUUGCAUAAACAAUGUGUUGACACUGUUUGAUUAGUUCAUUAAAUCC